Salvelinus fontinalis (brook trout) is the source of this 2535-nucleotide messenger RNA. RefSeq names its product CD209 antigen-like protein E. The record is from RefSeq and is a predicted model, not a curated record. The transcript has 6 exons. Bases 117 to 911 code for a protein of 264 amino acids. Lineage: Eukaryota; Metazoa; Chordata; Actinopteri; Salmoniformes; Salmonidae.
CACUACCUAAAGUCACACAGACCCAGGACAGUGCAGGGAGAAGACACAGCUACAAACGUACAUUAGAGUUGAGGUUAGAAGUAGAAGUUACUGUAUUUGACCACAAGUGUGUUAAGAUGUCAGAGGGAGUCUAUGAAACCUCAGAUGGAUUUGAAGACGAUGAGCCUGAUGCAAUGAAGAACACAGACAUUGAUGGCCAAUUAUAUUCCAAUGUAAGAGCCUUCAAGCCCAGUCCAAGAGAUGGAGUUGUUGCUUCAGAUCCUGAUAGCUCAGUGAAGAGACCCUUCCUAGUUGCUGCAGUGUGCCUUGGGCUGCUGUGUGUUCUCCUACUGGCUGGGAUCAUAGGCCUGUCUGUCUACUAUAACAGAGCCAUCAAAGAUUCUGAGGAUAAAAGGAACAACUUGUCACGGAGUUGUUCCCUUUAUAAGACUAACGCAACUGCAGAGAGAGACCAGCUACAGACCAGAUACAACAACCUGACUAAAGAGAAAGGCCAUAUUCAGGCAAAGCUUUUUGUGAUUGAGCAGCAUUGUCAGGAGGGAUGGAGAUACUUUGACUCCAGUUUGUACUUCCUCUCUACUGAGGAGAAAACCUGGGAGAAGAGCAGACAGGACUGUCAGGGGAGAGGAGCAGACCUGGUGAUCAUAAACAGCAGAGAGGAACAGACAUUUGUCUUCAACCUCCACCUGAGAGCCUGGAUUGGUCUGACUGACUCAGUUACUGAGGGGACCUGGAAGUGGGUGGACGGCACCCCACUGACCACAGGGUUCUGGGGGACAGGACAGCCUGAUGAUUAUGAAGGGCAAGAGGACUGUGUUGAGAUAUUCUAUGAACAAGAUAACCCUGUAAAGACAUGGAAUGAUGACAAAUGUGGCACAAAUCACAACUGGAUCUGUGAGAAAGUGGUGUAACAAUAACCUACUGUAACAAACAGUCUCUCUCGCUCUGUUAUUGUUAUUAUUAUGUUGAUGGUUGAAUACAGUACUGAAUGGUUUAGUGGUGAUUCCCCCUGGUGGUUAAGGUGAGAGAUGAACUCACCAUAGAGGAGAAAAAGUUGUAUUACAGAGUUCCCUAUGAGCUCUUUUUCAAUGAGACCUUACUCGAUUCCUCCUCACAUCCUCUCUCUCUUUGACUCCUUCGCCAAACACAUUGGAGAAUAGAAUCCUAGGGGAGGGACCUUGGACCUUCUCCUCUAAUAGGGUUGAGAUAGAAGGAGAGGAGAUAGGAGAGGAAUCUAGGAAAGACUAUUUGAGAUCGAGCCUUAGUGUCAGAGAGACAUAGAGGAGGAAGAAUAAAUCAAAAGAGAGUGAGGAAGAGAAAAAAAAUAUGAUUGUUUAGAUUUAGAGGAGAAUAUGUAGACAUGUUGUACUCUGUAAAAUGUUUCUUCAUUAUUUUUAUUAGAAACAUGUCAUGUGACUUGCCAUAGGCUUAUGCUUAGUAAAAAAAAGUGUGUCCAAUUAUUAACCCUCAAUCAAUCAAAUGUAUUUAUAAAGCCCUUCUUACAUCAGCUGAUGUCACAAAGUGCUGUACAGAAACCCAGCCUAAAUCCACAAACAGCAAGCAAUGCAGGUGUAGAAGCACGGUGGCUAGGAAAAACUCCCUAGAAAGGCCAAAACCUAGGAAGAAACCUAGAGAGGAACCAGGCUAUGAGGGGUGACCAGUCCUCUUCUGGUUGUGCCGGGUGGAGAUUAUAACAGAACAUGGCCAAGAUGUUCAAAUGUUCAUAGAUGACCAGCAGGGUCAAAUAAUAAUAAUCACAGUGGUUGUAGAGGGUGCAACAGGUCAGCACCUCAGGAGUAAAUGUCAGUUGAUUUUCAUAGCCGAUCAUUCAGAGUAGUAUCUCUACCACUCCUGCUGUCUCUAGAGAGUUGAAAACAGCAGGUCAGGGACAGGUAGCACGUCCGGUGAACAGGUCAGGGUUCCAUAGGCGGAAGGCGGAACAGUUGAAACUGGAGCAGCAGCACGGCCAGGUGGACUGAGGACAGCAAGUAGUCAUCAUGCCAGGUAGUCCUGAGGCAUGGUCCUAGGGCUCAGGUCCUCCAAGAGAGAAAGAAAGAGAGAAAAAGAGAGAAAAUUAGAGAGAGCAUACUUAAUUUCACACAGGACACCGGAUAAGAAAAACAAAUCCAGAUAUAACAGACUGACCCUAGCUCCCCGACACAUAAACUACCGCAGCAUAAAUACUGGAGACUGAGACAUGAGGGGUCAGGAGACACUGUGGCCCCGUCCGACAAUACCCCCGGACAGGGCCACACAGGCAGGAUAUAACCCUGCCUCUCCUUGUUCGGGCGGCGUUCGGCGGUCGACGUCACCGGCCUUCUAGCCAUCGCCAAUCUACUUUUCAUUUUCCAUUUGUUUUGUCUUUGUCUUACACACCUGCUUUCAAUCCCCCAAUUACUUGUUCAUUAUUUAACCCUCUGUUCCCCCAUGUUUGUUUGUGAGUGAUUGUUUAUUUGUAAUAUGGUCUGUUAUUGUGGGCUAGUAUUAUUGUGUUGUAUUUGUGGAUUUACUUGAGUAAAUUACGUUUAUUACUCA